Molecule: messenger RNA, 645 nt
Organism: Drosophila simulans
Lineage: Eukaryota; Metazoa; Arthropoda; Insecta; Diptera; Drosophilidae
Exons: 2
Coding region: 1-645 (214 amino acids)
Biological process (GO): DNA integration
Molecular function (GO): nucleic acid binding
Source: RefSeq, a predicted model, not a curated record
AUGGCGGACCUUCGCAAGGAGCGCUUGGAAGGAUCUCACGCUGUUGAGAUUGCUGGUAUAGACUUCUGUGGACCCUUCUCUCACAAGUCGGAUAGUCGCAACAAGCCCGCGGUUAAAUGCUACGUCUGCGUAUUUAUAUGCUUUGCAACCAAGACAGUGCACCUGGAGCUGAUCAAGGAUCUCUCGACAGUUGCGCUUCUGUGCGGACUCAAGAGGAUCAUAUGCACCCGGCGGAAGCCGAAGCAAAUUUGGUCAGACAACGCCACCAACUUUGUCGGCGCCAAAAAUGAACUUCUGGAACUUCGAAGGUUAUUUCUCAGCAGCGAGCAUCAAGGCUCCGUUCAGAAUUUUUGCCUUUCGGAGACGAUUGACUGGCGGUUCAUCCCUCCACGGUCGCCCCACUUCGGUGGACUUUGGGAAGCAGCGGUGAAAACGGCCAAACAUCAUUUCUACCGCGCUGUGGGUACGGCGGUUCUGACCUUCGACGAGCUGAGGACGCUGGUGUGCCACAUCUCGGCAGUUAUUAACUCCAGACCUUUAGUUCCCAUUUCAGAGAACCCUGCCGAUCUGGAUGUCCUCACUUCGGCGCAUUUUCUCAAUGUUUUUGAGUUCAAGAGGGCAUUGUCACUAUCUCACCCCGUUUAA